This is a messenger RNA of Filobasidium floriforme, 3043 nucleotides long. RefSeq lists its product as uncharacterized. The transcript is spliced from 2 exons. NCBI's taxonomy places the organism in Eukaryota, Fungi, Basidiomycota, Tremellomycetes, Filobasidiales, Filobasidiaceae. The record is from RefSeq and is a predicted model, not a curated record. Bases 102 to 2978 code for a protein of 958 amino acids.
GAUCAGGAUCAGGAUCAGGAUCAGAGAUAGGGAUAGGCUCAGGCAAAGGAUCAGGGAAAGGGGGUUAUUCUCCCCGACGAGCUCGGACUAGGUCCACUGAAAUGCGCCAGGACCGGGACCGGGAUCAGGAUGGAGAGUUCCCUCUCUACCCGGCUCGGCAUUCCCCCUUGAGCGUUCCUUUGGCUCCGCCCUUGCCUCUAUCUCUAAAUCCACCUCUUUCGGCCGGUUCGUCCGAUACCGGAGUCGGUUCACCGUCAUCACCACCUCCAAUACCGACAACGUCGUCGAGCUCGAAUUCGGGCGGUACAGGGAACCCUUUUCUCCCGCUCUUCAAAUUCGGCCGGCCUGGGUUGCCUGGUCCUCCCAACAACAACCACAACAACCAUAAAGAAAGCAGUAGCUUUGACCAUACCAACGGAUCGACACUAGUUAGCGAAGCAUCUAGUACUAGCAAAAACAACAACAACAACAACAGCAACAGCUACAACAACAGUUACAGCACGGCUAGUGAUGGUCCCAGCAACGUUAUCGAUAUCGAUGGGAAUCCGAAACCUAUACAACCUCCCCUCCUCUCCUCAUCUUCACCUUUACCUUCGUUUUCGAGAAAUCGGAUCAUCCCCUCACUUUCGAUCGGGGGUCGCAAUCGCAAUCGCGGACGAUGGGCUUCUUCAGCGACUUCUUCUUCUUCUUCUUCUCGGCAUUCUGGGAUUCCGCAUCCUCUUUCUCAUUCGGAUUCGAGGGGUAAUGAUAUGGACGAUGGUGAUAAUAGGGAUAGCAAUGCCGGGCAAUUGCAGAACAACGAGCCGGUCAGCGGGUCGGCCUUUAGCUCUACCCCGGCUCGUGAUCCUGAUCGGAGGAGAAGCCCGUUGAGCCAGACGUUGGCCCCAAGGAAAGCGCUCGAGCUGCGCGGUGAGAUCCCGGUCGACCCAUCGUCUUCAUCCCGUCUCAACGCAAAUUCGAGGAAAAAGGGGGUGAGGUCUUCCUUACAUCUUCAGCACCAUGUCGGCAGGGAAGGAAGUACGGGGAAGGACAGACAGGAGAAGAACUCUACGAGCCCUCUCGACGCUAGUACAAGCAUCGGGAAUAUUGACGUCGACGAUGACCCCGCCCUGCCCGCGAGGACGGGUGCGGCCUUGCCCGUCGUCCGACAGCCUGCGUACAUCCCGGAUCCGCCUAUGACGUUUGCUGAUCGUAGACGGGCCGAGUCGAGCCUGGCAUCUGGUUCGGGUCACGGGUCGUCGACCGUUAACAAUCAGGAGACGGGUCAACGUCGAGCUCGAGGUCGGAUCGGGGGUCGUGAUGGAGGCAGAGGGACGGCCGGAUCGCUCGGCGGGAAAUUGAAGCAUGGGGAUACGUGGGGAUGGAAACGAAGCGUCGAAGGUGGCAACGGAACGGGUUCAGGAAGUAGAGGGUUAUCUGGAGAAGCGUCGAUGGGAGAUCGAGGUGGUGCUACCUCAACAUCGCUGUCACCGCAGACGAGACGUAGGGGCGAGAUCGAGGAGACGGACGCGGAGAGGAAGAGGCGGGAGAUGGAGACUGUCAUCAACUGGAAGGUCUGGGCAGCAGCUUGUGUCGCGUCCAACGCCAUACCCGUGGACAAUGACCCCUUCCGCUCGACGUCUCAAUACCCACCCCGACCUCGAUCCCGACCGCGUCCUCGGUUGGCGGUGCAUACCAACGGUGCUCGACCGAUGUUCGAUUCGAGCAGUACUAUCUCGACCGAGGAUCACAUUAUCAGCCCUAAUACGGACGAAGGGACCAGCUGGUCGGCUUCGGGCGUGGCGAUCAGGUCAUCCCGUGGACCCAUCGCCGCGCUCGCGGGACAGAAACGACCCUUGUCGCAUUCCACGAGCAUGGGCGAAUUGCAAGCGAUCAAAGAAUCGCAUAGGAAUCAAUCUCUACCGGACAUCAUCGUCAUCGAGGGAGAACGGGAUACGACGAGCAGGAGAAGUGCGGGCAAAGUGACACCAAUCAGGUCCAGUGCGGGGUCCAGGACCAGCUCGCUGUUGAACCCUUCUUCCGGUGGAAGCUCGAUGCUCACCUCGAUACCUGGACCAACCAAUGCCUUGCUCGUACUUCGUCCGAGACUUUCCAACAAGAACGUCCGGGGCAUUGUUCUCGAACUCGUACACGCCCUCUCCUCUUACUCGGAAUUGCGAACCUGUCUCGACAUGGCCGAGCAAGGUGUAGCGGGGACGGAAAAGAAGCCUGUUCCGAGCCGGUCCGCUUGGAGUCGCUCCGCGCUGGACGCCGCAAGGGAAAAGGGCUUGUUAGACGAGGCGACGUUACAAGAGGCACACUUUCAAGAAGGCGAGAUUGUGGCUCUCUUCCGAGAUCUGGACGAGACGAUCGGAUAUCCGGGAUACGUCGAAAAGAUGCUCGUCAAGGCUGGGUACGGCGUGCAUGACAUUGUCUUUUCACGCAACGACUCCGACAGCCAUGACAAUCAACAACAGCUGGCUAUGGAACAGUGUGACAAGAUGCUGCUAGACUUGGAAGAUCUCUUGUGGGGACGAUCGGAGCCGCUUCCCGACGACAUCGCCUAUGGCCACCUGAUCCUUCCUACCGGCAAGGUCGAUACGCGGCUCUCGGAUCAAGGUCCAGAACCGAUCUCGUCGAGUCUGUUUGACAUUCUCGCGGAACCCGUGCCCGACACGGUGGCCGACACGAACCCCAACGAAUUUGCCAAACCGUUCGGAGCCACCAUGCGCAAACCGAGCUUGUUCACCGAAGGAUCAAACUCGAGGCACAAUUCGGUCAUGUACAUCCCGGGCGUCUCGACCAUCGAUAUCGCUAGCUUUGUCAUGCCUUCGAGCGGGAGAAGUUCGGUGGAUCCUCACGAAGCAGGAGCAGGACGCUCGGCCAGGCGCGAAUCUACCGUCAAGGUCAAGACGGCCGAAGAUCUGGCCAGGGAAGGGAGGGAGCGUUACGAAGCGUGGCAAAAGAGCCGCGAGGUCCAGCCGUUGAAGCGCUCUUGAGGCUAGCUAUCGCGGACGACAGGACUCGGGGUAUGAUAUUGUACUCAUCUAGCUAUAUACAGAGU